ACCAUCGAUUCUUUUACACCCUUCGAGAACCAACCUUCUCGCUUCCCACCUCCGCAACCACACCACCACUACCAAGAUGUCUCUCUCUCCCUGCUGCCUUCAGAUCGGCUCCUUCCACAAGGGCACGCCUGCGGGCAAGAUGACCAAGCUCGACGGCAAGGACACCUAUGUGACUGGCAACUCUGACUCCUCGUCCGCUAUCCUCUUCAUCGCCGAUGUCUUUGGUAUCUCUCUCAACAACUCCAAGAUCCUCGCCGACAAGUACGCUGAGGGCACCGGCGCUACCGUCUACCUCCCCGACUACUUUGACGGCAAAGACCUCGUCGCCCAGGGCAUGCUGGAGGGCAAGUCAGUCGACAUCCCCGCCUUCCUUGCACAGUUUCCCCCUCGCGACCAGGCUUGGAAGCAGUCCGAGACCUUUGUGGCCGAGAUCAAGAAGCAGCAGCCCAGCGUCAAGAAAAUGGGCGCUGUCGGCUUCUGCUGGGGAGCUACUUCGGUCUUGCACUUGGGCAGCAAGGAUGCCGGACAGAAUGGGGUCGACGCUGUGGCCUUUGCUCACCCGAGCAUCAUCGAGGCUUCGGACUUCGAGAAGCUCGAGAAGCCCGGCUGCUUCAUCUGCCCGGAGCACGACGAGCAGUUCCCUUCUACGAAGCGGCAGGCCUCGUGGGAGGUAGCUACCAAGACGCUCGCCCCCAAGAAGGUCUUCACGUCCUUCGUUUUCCUCCCUGGACUCAAGCACGGCUUCGCUACGCGUGGCGACUCGGAGGAUGAGUUCACCGCUACGGGCAUGCAGCACGCUGCCAACCAGGUCAUCGGCCACUUCACCAUGUUCCUCAAGUAGACCAUCGUCACACGCAUCACGAAGCGCAGCGCCUUUGCUUGGAUGUAGAUUCCCCUCUUCACACAGCCAUAUGAGUACCGCGCACGAAACAAUGAUUUCAAUGAACGAAACAAUGAUUUCAAUGAGAGAGA
Molecule: messenger RNA, 972 nt
Organism: Jaminaea rosea
Lineage: Eukaryota; Fungi; Basidiomycota; Exobasidiomycetes; Microstromatales
Product: alpha/beta-hydrolase
Exons: 6
Coding region: 77-841 (254 amino acids)
Molecular function (GO): hydrolase activity
Source: RefSeq, a predicted model, not a curated record